AUGGAUUCAUGGAGAUCUAACCGGCCGGAAAAGCGGGAUGACUUUGAGGUCGCUAUCAUUUGUGCUCUGACUCUCGAGGCUGACGCCAUCAGCGCUCUAUUCGAUAAUCACUGGGAAGAUGAAGGGCUUUCCUACGGCAAGGCCAGAGGGGACCCUAAUGCUUAUUCCACUGGUGUCAUAGGGCAACACAAUGUGGUGUUAGCCCAUCUACCAGGGAUGGGUAAAGUCUCAGCAGGCAACAUCGCUGCCUUUUGCCGCAUGAGCUUUCCUAACAUCAAGCUAGCCCUUCUUGUCGGCAUAUGUGGCGGUGCGCCUUACUACGAUAAAGGUCAAAGCCAAAUACGUCUUGGCGACGUAAUUAUUAGUACCGGUAUUGCUCAAUAUGACUUUGGUCGUCGGUGUCCGGAUAAAUUCAAGAUCAAGGAUAGUCUAAAAGACAUCCCCAGAAGGCCAGAUCUUGAGAUCAGAAAUCUGUUAUCAAAAUUGAGGACAGCGAGGCAGCGUGAGCGUUUGAAGAGAGAAAGUUGGAGGUAUCUGAAUGAGCUACGCCAGGAUGCAAAGAGGCCAGCCACCUUCCCAGGACGAUCAAAAAUUCCCAGUCGACUACCGCCACAAACACCAGGUUUCGUUAGCGUGUGCAACGUGCGCAUCGUGCCACCAUGA
Fusarium tjaetaba is the source of this 663-nucleotide messenger RNA. RefSeq lists its product as uncharacterized. Gene Ontology annotation, molecular function: catalytic activity. The transcript has a single exon. Gene Ontology annotation, biological process: nucleoside metabolic process. Lineage: Eukaryota; Fungi; Ascomycota; Sordariomycetes; Hypocreales; Nectriaceae. The record is from RefSeq and is a predicted model, not a curated record. Bases 1 to 663 code for a protein of 220 amino acids.